Messenger RNA from Apis mellifera (honey bee), 540 nucleotides. It is a transcript of the gene CSP6, whose product is annotated as chemosensory protein 6. The coding region runs from base 166 to 462 and encodes 98 amino acids. The transcript has 3 exons. The record is from RefSeq and is a predicted model, not a curated record. Lineage: Eukaryota; Metazoa; Arthropoda; Insecta; Hymenoptera; Apidae.
UAUUCGACUAUAUAAUUCGUCAGCUUGUUUCAAGAGUUACAAAGAACGUUUUACUUUCCAUUGCAGAGGGUAGCUUUGAAAUAAGAUUUCAUUUUAUACUAUACUACGGUAAUUCUUAUAAGUUUCAACUGUUUUGCGGAAGAUUAUACUACCAAAUAUGAUGAUAUGGACAUUGACAGAAUUCUGCAGAAUGGUCGUAUCCUCACUAAUUACAUUAAAUGCAUGUUGGAUGAAGGACCAUGUACUAACGAAGGUAGAGAAUUAAAAAAAAUAUUACCUGAUGCUCUAUCUACCGGUUGCAAUAAGUGCAAUGAAAAACAGAAACAUACAGCAAAUAAAGUAGUAAAUUAUUUAAAAACCAAGAGACCAAAAGAUUGGGAACGGCUUUCUGCAAAAUAUGAUUCUACUGGUGAAUAUAAAAAGCGUUAUGAACAUGGAUUGCAAUUUGCAAAAAAUAAUUAAACUUAUAACAUCUAAAAAAUAAAUUUAUGAAAAAAUUUGUAUAAUGAAAAUAUAAUAAAGCAAUCUAAUUUACGUAUA